Molecule: messenger RNA, 3293 nt
Organism: Thalassophryne amazonica
Lineage: Eukaryota; Metazoa; Chordata; Actinopteri; Batrachoidiformes; Batrachoididae
Gene: fbxl19
Exons: 8
Coding region: 1-2577 (858 amino acids)
Biological process (GO): regulation of transcription by RNA polymerase II; protein demethylation
Molecular function (GO): histone demethylase activity; transcription coregulator activity; protein binding
Source: RefSeq, a predicted model, not a curated record
AUGUUUAACUGUAAGUCUUUCUUUUUUGACUUGGUGCAGCCGGUGUUGCCUCACACAGCGGUGUGUUUUGCAUGUGGUGAAGCGGGGAAGGAGGACACGGUGGAUUCUGAGGAGGAGAAGUUCAGCCUUUCCCUCAUGGAGUGUACCAUCUGUAAUGAGAUCAUCCACCCCAGCUGCCUCAAGAUGGGUAAAGCAGAAGGAAUCAUCAAUGAUGAGAUCCCAAACUGCUGGGAGUGUCCAAAAUGCCACAAGGAGGGCAAGACCAGUAAGGACCAGACAGACGGCUUGGGGAAGCGCAGGUUAGACAAUGGGGAAGUGAGUCGCUGGAAACUGACAGAUGACCCACCCCCCAAGAAAAAAGCUCCAUCUUCUGUAGAGGAGGGUGGGAGGUCAGAGGGAGGACACAAGAGAAAGAAGGAGAAGGAGCUGCCUCAGGACAGUGGAGCCAAGAAAAAGAAACCCAAACAGGAGGUACCAGAGUCCAACGGUCCAACCUCCUCAGCUGGAGGUGGGGGACAGCAGGGCUCCUUAAGCUCUUCCUCAUCCUCUUCUACUCAAGCUGGAGCAGGAGGAGGUGCAGGCGGGACUUCGAAUGCAGACCAGCGUUCCCAUCAUCGUGAGAAACUAGAACGCUUCAAGAGGAUGUGCCUUCUAGAGCGCCGUCCAGAGUUGUCCUCCUCCAGCUCAUCCAGCUCUGAAUCAGACUCAGAAUCUGACUCUGAUGACUCCCUCCGGGAAAAGGGGGGAGAAGGUUCCUCACCUUCAUCUUCUCCAGUCCCCCCUCCUCCUCCUCUUCCUCCCCCUCCUGCUUAUGGAAAUAGCAGCAGUGGCAGUCGAGCAGAUCGCGAGCGGAGUCGCAGUGAGCGGGAACGUGAAAGGGAGAGGGAGCGGAGGCUUGCGGAACUGGGCUUCAGCGCCAGCGAGGAGUCAGAAGGGGAGGGGGUCAGGGGAGAGGAGGAUGACACAGACCGGGAAGAGGAGCAGGGUGGGGGUGACAAGGUGCGGCGACGAGGAGCAGAGGCAAGCCUGCAGCUACGGGGCAGGAAAGGGGUGCUGAUGGAUGGAGAGGAGGAGGAGACUCCUCAAGCUGAUAGAACCAGGAAAAACUCCUCCUCCUUACCGCCGCCUUCCCCUCUGUCUUCCAAUCAGACACCUCCAUCCUUGGGGCACUCUGAUGGCCUCACAGGGAAGCAGCGGAACAUUGGGCAGGAGGCACGCAAUGGACGGACACGGGGAGGUGCAGUAGGAGGAGUGGGGAGGGAGGGUGGGGAGAAGGAAAUUUCGAGUGCUGUGCUGUCCAAUCACAGACACAGUGGAGGAGGGGCCAAAGGCAGUGGAAGUCGUGGCAACAAGAUCCGUAGCACCAAGAGCCAGUUGUCAACUGGGUCCCGGAGCAACAGUACCCUCAACAACUCAUCUUCCUCCUCAUCAAUCCCCACGUCCAAUGGGGGAGGCGGAGGCCCAGGAGGGCUCCUCAUGUCGGCCAUGGCAGCAUCACCGUGCUCCCAACCGUCCCGCCUUUACCCACGCUCGCACGUGAUGAAACGCAGUCCACCUGCCGUGCCCUCACCUCCCCGGCCUGUCCAGAUGGAGAGGCACUUAGUGCGCCCACCUCCGGCCUGCCCCGAGCCCAGUUGCUUACCACUGGACUCGGGCUCCUCCCACAUCAUGACUCGUGAUGUUUGGCUGCGUGUCUUCCAGUAUCUGAAUCAGCGGGAGCUGUGUGUCUGUAUGAGAGUCUGCCGCACAUGGAGCCGCUGGUGCUGUGACAAGCGGUUGUGGACUCAGAUUGACUUGAGUCGACAGCGCUCCAUCACCCCGCCCAUGCUGAGUGGAAUCAUCCGCCGCCAGCCUGUGUCCCUCAACCUGGGUUACACCAACAUCUCCAAGAAACAGCUCAUGUGGCUCAUCAAUCGCCUGCAAGGUCUCAUGGAACUGAAUGUCUCUGGAUGUUCUUGGCCAGCGGUCUCGGCUCUAUGUCAGGCCAGCUGUCCAUGUCUGCGGCUGCUGGAUGUCAGCAGAGUGGAGGAGCUUAAAGAUUCCCACCUCAGAGAACUGCUAGCGCCCCCUGCUGACACCCGCACAGCUCAUGGUGAGGCGAGAGUGGGGCGCUUCCAGAAUGUGACCGAGCUACGCCUGGCUGGCCUUGAGUUGACGGACACAUCGUCACGGCUGUUGGUGCGCUACGUCCCUCACCUCGCCAAGCUAGACCUGAGCCAAUGUGGAAACAUCACUGACCAGACUGUGCACACCCUGACCUCUCCCAUCUCCCCUCUGAGAGAGAGCCUCACCCACAUCAACCUGGCAGGCUGCGUUAAAGUGACAGAGCAGUGUGUACCACUGUUGCGUCGCUGCACGUCUCUCCAGACCGUCGACCUGCGCUCCUGCUCCCUGCUUUCCACCGAGACCGGACAGCUUCUCUCGUUUCCUGCCCACUCCACAUCUUCAUCCUUCACCUCUUCUUCAUCAUCUGCCACCACCACCGUUGUUCCUGCCUGCUCCACCUCCUCCACAUCUGCUCCCGUGUCCUCUUCUGCUUGUCCUCAUGAAGACAGAACUCUGCUAAAAAACAGCUAAAGCACUCCUUUAGGACAUCACACUGCACUCACCAUUCAUUUGUUCAUUCACUGUGAAACGCCUCCCUCCCUCACCACGUCACUACAGACAGGGAGGACGGACGUCUGACAUGCAGAGGAAAGCCACAUUCUGGAUCUUCCUCAUGAAGCUCUACACAGCUGAGGUGAUUCUUUGUGACAUCACACAGCACUCACUAUCGUUCUGUCCCUCUGCCUUGCCGAGACACUACACAAAGAAAGGAGGAAGAAGACUUCUGGGAUGUUUCUCUACCCUUAAAAAAAAUUAUGUUGUCAGUGAUCACAGAGGUAGAGGGGGGUGGGGAGGGUGAGGUGGGGGGUAUUAAUAUGGGUGGUUGGGGCUGUGAGCAUGUAAAUAUUUGUUCUCUGUACAAUUUUACUGUGUGUAUAUAUCUGUAGUUUACUGUAAAUGACCUUUAACCUUUGAAAUGCCACUCCCUCCCUCUCUCCCUGCACUCUCUCCACCCACUAACAGUUCCUCAUGCUCAGCCUUCCACCUGCUUGUUAAUGGCUGCAAAUCCAGAAAAGAGCUAAAUCCUUAAUCCAGUGUUAGUCAGAAAUUUUUCUGGGUAUUUUCCAGCUGCUCAUGGUAUUAGCAUCAGCUCGUUAGCCUGCUACGCCAUCACGCAAAGUUUUAGUUUGGUCGAUUGGAGCAUUCAGGAGAACAAUUCUGCUUUGGUCCGUUGAGGCAACCGAGGG